AUGAAGAAUAAAGUUAGAAAUCGUCGGAGGCGUGGCACCAAACCCAAGGACUCGGCUUGUCCGUCGAAAGACUCGGAUAUGAAUUUGGGUUCUAUCGACUCUGCUCAUGCUCCUGGACUGGAAGGAAACGACACAGGAAGUACAAAGCCGACACCAGCCAUCUCAGGAAACACUGCAGAGGAUAGGCAGAGAACCCACGCUGCACUCGAUACAAGCAGAACGAAUACCGCUGGUUUGCUAGCUGAUGGAUCUACGGGCUUUCGCCCUCCGCUGGACAGUAAUCCCGCCUUGUGUGAAGAUCUUGUUACCUCUUCCAACAGUGCCACACCCAAGAUUUUAGGCCCUACAGGAUCCGGCGUCUUGUCUCCGCCUGUACACCACGCAGGGAUAGAAGGUGAACUGUACCCUUCUCAACAUGCUCGCCCGUUGGGUGGCAUGGGCCCCAUAGCCAUUACAGGUAACGGGCGCGAAGCAGGAGAAAACAACUCGUUAUGGGAGUCAGUCCAUCGGGCGAAUCCACUCAAAAUGACCGAAGCACACGUCUUUUCAAAUGCUCAUGACAUUGCCGUUAGCGGUGGCACAUUCUACACAGCUAACACUAUCAAUAUCCACGAGGACGAGGCUACGAAGACUUUACAGCUUGACCUCGCAUGGAGCACCGAGAGAAAGGUGGAUAAUAUACUCGCCGAAUUCAGGCUCACGAGACUUGACCCUCUUCUCGCUCGUAAGGCGAUCUACGACGCUGACUUGGGGGCCGGGGCGACAGUGACCCGUGAACCAUGCACCGCAGGCACUCGCGAGGGGAUUCUAAAGGAGAUAAUUGCAUGGGCUGACGACAUCUCGGCGGACAGCCCGCCUGUCUUCUGGCUGACCGGCCAAGCUGGCGCUGGAAAGACGACGAUCGCAUACACCAUUGCCGAACACUUCGAUGAGCUUGAAGACAGUGGACGGCACACCGUCUUGGGUGGAAACUUUCUCUGCUCCCGCCAAUUUGAGGAGACAAGACGACAGAUCCAUAUCAUUCCUACCCUUGUAUACCAGCUUGCUCGGAAGUCGAGAUCGUACGCCGACGCCUUGCAUGAAGCAGAUAGGUUUGACUCGGUCAACAAGCCAACCAAGCAAAUGAAGGACCUCCUUGUGGGCCCAUGGCAGCAUUCCGAAUCCGGACGUCAUGUAGAGCUCCCACCUUACCUCAUCGUUGUUGACGCAUUGGAUGAGAUCGAGGCCGAUGGAGGGUCUCUGUUUCUGCAAAGCUUACUCGAGACAAUCAACCAGCGUCGCCUGCGAGGCCUCAAGUUUCUUAUCACAAGCCGACCAGAUCGUCGUGUUGAGGACCUGUGCAAGACCUUCUCGUCCAAGGCAGUCUGCCGCCUACAAGACGUGCCGAUUGAGCGUGUAGGACUAGAUAUCAACCGGUACUUAGAGAGCAAGUUUCCAAACUUUGUAGACAGGCCGGAGCUCAAGACCAUGGAACAGCUGGCGGGCGGUCUUUUUAUUGCCGCCGCAACCAUCGUGAGGUAUUUGACACCAUGCGAAUUAUCGGAAUCUGAGCAAAGCAAACUACUGAACAGCCUGCAUGAUGAACAAACACUUUCACCAUCUGAUACACAGCAGCCCUUGCUCAUUGACAACCUCUACCAACAAAUCAUGCUUGACGCCUUUUCUAACCUUCCCGAAAACCUCUUCAACUCUCGUUUGUGCAUUCUCCAUACCUUCCUUUGUACAUUUGAACGCACACCAGCAUCUCUUACUGCUGCUCUCCUCUCUGAAUCUGUCGACACUGCAAUGACCGUCUUGAAGAAACUUCAUGCCGUUUUCUACUCCAAAGAUGGCCGGGUCCUUUGGUACCAUGCAUCGUUUCCAGACUUCAUCUUCAGUCACACUCGUUCAACAUUCAAGCUUGGUGGCUGUCGGAUGUCCAUGACAUGUGAUCAGGCCCAACACCAUGCUUUUCUGACAAAAUGUUGCUUCGACCGUAUGAAGGAGUCCCUUCGUUUCAAUAUUGGUGAAAUAACAUCCUCAUUUUUACUUGACACCGAGGACCCAAAGCUGAUGCAGCGGGUUGACACCAAUAUCAAACUGGUCCUGAGGUAUGCCUGUCGGCACUGGGCUCAGCAUUUGGCCCAAACUGGUCAAAAAGAAGGGGAGGAUCUCAGUGACUAUAUCACUGACUUCCUCUGUGUUCGCAUUCUCUUUUGGAUUGAGGCUAUGAACCUACUUGGAUCCAGUGGUCAGUGUACCACAAUGCUUCAGCACACACGUGAGUGGGUUCUGAAGAAUAUGAACAAGGAAGCUGAGUUUGCUGCUGACAUUGCUGAAGCAGCUAAUUUUGCAACCUACUUCACUGCAAAUCCACCAGCUUUGUCUACACCACACUUGUAUAUCUCAGCAUUGGCAUCCUGGUCAACAGGAUCCACCAUAUCCCAACAGUGGAGAUCACAGUUCUGUGGCAUCCCAUCCUUCAUUCAUAGGAAGGCCAGUGAUUUACCACUUAUAAGAAUACAAACAGCUGCACCCAUUUUCUCUGUGGCCUUCUCCACUGACAGCACCCGCAUUGUCUCUGGCUCAAAAGACAAAUCUGUGCGGGUGUGGGAUGCAUCAACUGGGGCUGAGCUGAAAGUGCUCAAUGGCCACAUGAAAGCUGUCAACUCUGUUGCCUUCUCCACUGAUGGCACCCGCAUCGUCUCUGGCUCAGUGUGGGAUGCAUCAACUGGGGCUGAGCUGAAGGUGCUCAAUGGCCACAAAAUGGUGUGGGAUGCAUCAACUGGGGCUGAGCUGAAGGUGCUCAAUGGUCACAUGAAAGCUGUCAACUCUGUUGCCUUCUCCACUGAUGGCACCCGCAUCGUCUCUGGCUCAUAUGACAAAUCUGUGCGGGUGUGGGAUGUAUCAACUGGGGCUGAGCUGAAGGUGCUCAAUGGCCACAUGGAAGCAGUCAAAUCUGUUGCCUUCUCCACUGAUGGCACCUGCAUUGUCUCUGGCUCAUCUGACAAAUCUGUGCAGGUGUGGGAUGCAUCAACUGGGGCUGAGCUGAAGGUGCUCAAUGGCCACAAAUAUGGUGUCAACUCUGUUGCCUUCUCCACUGAUGGCACCCACAUUGUCUCUGGCUCAUCUGACAAAUCUGUGAGGGUGUGGGAUGCAUCAACUGGGGCUGAGCUGAAGGUGCUCAAUGGCCACAUGAAAGCUGUCAACUCUGUUGCCUUCUCCACUGAUGGCACCCGCAUCGUCUCUGGCUCAUAUGACAAAUCUGUGCGGGUGUGGGAUGUGUCAACUGGGGCUGAGCUGAAGGUGCUCAAUGGCCACAUGGAAGCAGUCAAAUCUGUUGCCUUCUCCACUGAUGGCACCUGCAUUGUCUCUGGCUCAUCUGACAAAUCUGUGCAGGUGUGGGAUGCAUCAACUGGGGCUGAGCUGAAGGUGCUCAAUGGCCACAAAUAUGGUGUCAACUCUGUUGCCUUCUCCACUGAUGGCACCCACAUUGUCUCUGGCUCAUCUGACAAAUCUGUGAGGGUGUGGGAUGCAUCAACUGGGGCUGAGCUGAAGGUGCUCAAUGGUCACAUGAAAGCUGUCAACUCUGUUGCCUUCUCCACUGAUGGCACCCGCAUCAUCUCUGGCUCAUAUGACAAAUCUGUGCGGGUGUGGGAUGUGUCAACUGGGGCUGAGCUGAAGGUGCUCAAUGGCCACAUGAAAGCUGUCAACUCUGUUGCCUUCUCCACUGAUGGCACCCGCAUUGUCUCUGGCUCAUAUGACAAAUCUGUGCGGGUGUGGGAUGCAUCAACUGGGGCUGAGCUGAAGGUGUGGGAUGCAUCAACUGGGGCUGAGCUGAAGGUGCUCAAUGGUCACAUGGAAGCUGUCUGCUCUGUUGCCUUCUCCACUGAUGGCACCCGCAUUGUCUCUGGCUCAUAUGACAAAUCUGUGCGGGUGUGGGAUGUGUCAACUGGGGCUGAGCUGAAGGUGCUCAAUGGCCACAUGCAUCGUGUCAAGUCUGUUGCCUUCUCCACUGAUGGCACCUGCAUUGUUUCUGGCUCAUCUGACAAAUCUGUGCAGGUGUGGGAUGCAUCAACUGGGGCUGAGCUGAAGGUGCUCAAUGGCCACAAAUAUGGUGUCAACUCUGUUGCCUUCUCCACUGAUGGCACCCACAUUGUCUCUGGCUCAUCUGACAAAUCUGUGCGGGUGUGGGAUGCAUCAACUGGGGCUGAGCUGAAGGUGCUCAAUGGUCACAUGAAAGCUGUCAACUCUGUUGCCUUCUCCACUGAUGGCACCCGCAUCGUCUCUGGUUCAGCUGACAGUUCUGUGCGGGUGUGGGAUGCAUUGACUGGGGCUGAGGCCAGGGUGCCAAAUAUUCACACACAUUCACACAAUUCCAUCAUGUCUCCUGUUGGUAUCACCUCACACAAUGAAUCUGCACAAUUGUCCAACAUUGAUCAUGCUUACCCUCCUUGGACCAUUGACCAAAAACUCUGGGUUCGUUCUGUACUUGGUGAAUAUCGGCUCAUGUGGGUGCCAGAGGUGGCUUAUCCAUACACCCUUCUUGUGAUUUCCCGUGAACCUUCUGCCAUCAUCAUCUUUGGAGAUUGCAAAAUUGGCCGUGAUUGGGCUGGCUGUUACACACCCACCUAA
Molecule: messenger RNA, 4614 nt
Organism: Laccaria bicolor S238N-H82
Lineage: Eukaryota; Fungi; Basidiomycota; Agaricomycetes; Agaricales; Hydnangiaceae
Product: mycorrhiza-induced NACHT/WD-repeat protein
Exons: 12
Coding region: 1-4614 (1537 amino acids)
Molecular function (GO): protein binding
Source: RefSeq, a predicted model, not a curated record